AUGUCCCACCUCACAUACUUCGCCUACCCAGGCAUCGGCGAGCGGAUUCGAAAGGAGCAACACAUGAGCCAAGCAGUCCGCAUCGGAGACGUGAUAGAAAUCGCAGGCCAAGGAGGCUGGCAUCCUCUGGACAGCACCUGGCCAGAAACCCCCUCUGCCCACAUCGAUCAAGCUUUCUCCAACGUAGACUUUUGUCUCAAAGACGCUGGAGGUAAAGGCUGGAGCCAAGUUUACAAAGUGCGAUGCUACUACCUCGAUCCCGCGUGUUUUGCAGACGUGGUUCGAAAUUUGAAAAUGCACUGUCCGGAUCAUGAGCCUGUUUUUACGGCGAUACAGGUUGCGGGAUUGGCUUUUCCGGAGAUGCAGAUUGAGUUGGAAGCUUAUGCUCAUGUCACAGAGAAAUGA
Molecule: messenger RNA, 405 nt
Organism: Ramularia collo-cygni
Lineage: Eukaryota; Fungi; Ascomycota; Dothideomycetes; Mycosphaerellales; Mycosphaerellaceae
Product: related to L-PSP endoribonuclease family protein
Exons: 2
Coding region: 1-405 (134 amino acids)
Cellular component (GO): cytosol
Molecular function (GO): deaminase activity
Source: RefSeq, a predicted model, not a curated record